UUCCCCUCGGUAACGAUGCUGGGCCGUGAAAGCCAACGGUGGAGAGGAACGACACUUGGCACGGCAAGAGCAGGCUCGCCGCGUCGCGACAGCCACGUGACGCACGAGCACCGGCCCGCAUUCUUGAACCUUCCCCUCCCCAACCCUUUCGCCCUCCUAUAUUUCGAUGCUCCCCCAUCUUGCCCCUCGGUCCGUCUUCUCUCUCGACUUUUCUCCCCUUCGUCGUCGUCAUCGUCGUCGUCGUCGUCUGAUCACGCGAAGAUGUCGGCUUACUGCGGAAAGUACCACGAUGAACUCAUCAAGAAUGCUGCCUACAUUGGCACGCCGGGAAAGGGAAUUCUUGCAGCUGAUGAAUCUACUGGUACAAUUGGCAAGCGUCUGGCCAGCAUCAAUGUUGAAAAUGUCGAAGCCAACCGUCGAGCACUACGUGAGCUUCUCUUCUGCACCCCUGGUGCCCUCCAGUGCCUCAGCGGUGUGAUUCUCUUUGAAGAGACCUUGUACCAGAAGACUGCUGACGGAAAGCCAUUUGUCGAGGUCCUGAAGGAAGGAGGUGUCCUCCCUGGCAUCAAGGUGGACAAGGGCACCGUGGAACUUGCUGGCACCAAUGGUGAGACCACCACUCAAGGGCACGAUGACCUCGGCAAGCGCUGUGCCAAAUACUACGAGGCAGGUGCUCGAUUUGCCAAGUGGCGAGCUGUCCUCAAGAUUGCCCCUAACGAGCCAUCCCAGCUUGCGAUCAAUGAGAACGCAAAUGGUCUCGCUCGAUAUGCCAUCAUAUGCCAGGAGAAUGGCCUGGUUCCUAUUGUGGAGCCAGAGAUCCUCGUCGACGGCCCUCAUGAUAUCAAUCGUUGCGCCCAAGUGACAGAGAGGGUGCUCGCUGCCUGCUACAAGGCACUAAAUGAUCACCAUGUGCUUCUGGAAGGGUCGCUGUUGAAGCCCAACAUGGUGACUCCAGGGUCAGACUCACCCAAGGUGGCACCGGAGGUCGUUGCAGAGUACACCGUGCGAGCCCUGCUGAGGACCGUCCCCGCGGCCGUGCCGGCCAUUGUGUUUCUCUCUGGUGGACAGAGCGAAGAGGAGGCGACUCUGAACCUGAAUGCCAUGAACCAGCUGAAGGGGAAGAAACCCUGGUCGCUCUCUUUCUCGUUCGGCCGCGCUCUGCAGCAGAGCACGCUGAAGACAUGGGCUGGGAAAGAGGAGAACGUGGAGAAGGCAAGGGCUGCCUUCCUCUCGAGGUGCAAGGCCAACUCGGAGGCGACUCUGGGUGCGUACAAGGGAGAUGCUACCAAGGGAGAAGGCGUUUCCGAGAGCCUCCAUGUGAAGGACUACAAAUACUGACCUCCGUUAAUCUAAAGUAGUUCCUGCAGAUUGCUAAAUUGACGAUGGAAACUAGAAGCUAGUGCGAGUCAUAUUUCAUCGUCUCUGUUAAAUGCUCUCGACACAAGGACUACUCGCACUCCGCAAGCCCUGCUGCGCCCCGUACCGGGAGCAUGCACCUGGGUCAGCGGCUGCUGCAGCGAGCAUUGCCAUAAAGGGGGCUGGGGGACGUUGCGCGUGUUCACCCUGGCCUCAUAUGAACAAGCACUGCCUCGUGUCCUCGCUCGGCCUACCACUUCUCGUGCUGGCGUCCGACCGAGAAGGGAAAUCGCACGCCCAAGCCUGCCCUUGUUGCUUCCAUCCUUCGGCCGCCUGCCGUGUCGAUGCAUCAUCGUCAUCGUUUCAAAGUUGAAACGAUCGUUCUGAGUAAGCAUAUUUUGUCGGUCAAUUCCUCAAUUUUCCACUAAUUUAAGAUUUCCUAUCCCAUCA
Molecule: messenger RNA, 1806 nt
Organism: Musa acuminata AAA Group (dessert banana)
Lineage: Eukaryota; Viridiplantae; Streptophyta; Magnoliopsida; Zingiberales; Musaceae
Product: fructose-bisphosphate aldolase 1, cytoplasmic-like
Exons: 3
Coding region: 16-1338 (440 amino acids)
Biological process (GO): glycolytic process; fructose 1,6-bisphosphate metabolic process
Cellular component (GO): cytosol
Molecular function (GO): fructose-bisphosphate aldolase activity
Source: RefSeq, a predicted model, not a curated record